Messenger RNA from Betta splendens (Siamese fighting fish), 5526 nucleotides. Its product is annotated as chloride channel protein 1-like. Gene Ontology annotation, cellular component: membrane. The record is from RefSeq and is a predicted model, not a curated record. NCBI's taxonomy places the organism in Eukaryota, Metazoa, Chordata, Actinopteri, Anabantiformes, Osphronemidae. Gene Ontology annotation, molecular function: voltage-gated chloride channel activity. Gene Ontology annotation, biological process: chloride transport; transmembrane transport. The transcript has 24 exons. The coding region runs from base 577 to 3897 and encodes 1106 amino acids.
UUUGUCCUCCUAAGCUGGAUCCUAUCCUUUUUCCUAUAUCACAUGUUCAAAGAUUAUAAAUAAAACUUUUAUUGCACUCUCACUUACUGUACCAUUUAGGAUCAUGUUCGUCUCCUCAACCACGCGUGUUGAUGCUUUAAUAAGUCUUUCCAUUGACAUACUCAUGCUGACACCCAUGACACUAGUGUUCAUAUACACGUCCAAUACUGCAAGGUGAAGAAUUUCAUCUGAGUAAGUUGUGGUGCUAUUCCUGUAUGAACCAGAGAGGAGGUAAAGCAUUUAAUGCAGUACAUAUCAUAUCAGUGGAAGGAUCCACCCUGUUCUAGUCUAGAAAUAAUCGUCAAGUGAAAGCAAGUUGUCAGAAUAUUGGAAUACGAGUCGUUUACUUUUCCAUUGCUCCAGUCCCACCCACAGGUGCACUGACCAUCCAGUAGGAGCUGCUAGUGCAGCAACAGGGAAAUGAGCCGUUCCAGGUUCCCCACGUGCUGACGGUGUGGUUGUUUGAUGGAGCUGUUGCAAGAGGCUCGUCAGUGUCAUGAAAGCUUUUCUCUCGCCAUGACUUUCCCCUCUCUUUAAAUGUGGAGCAAUAGGUGUUGUGUACCGUACCUUGUCAGAUUGUGUGUGUUUGUGAGGAGCCGUGCGUGUGUAGCGAGUGUGUGCUUGUGCGAACGUCCUGGCUGUGCGUCCGGCUCACUCCUGGUAACGCUGAGACAGACGAUGAGCGGGUGGGUUUAUUUUUGGGUCAGUGACAGUGUGUCAAUGGCCGCAGAUGCUUCGGAAAGGAAGGCUCUGAGAUACAAGCAAACUCUGCUCUAUGGGGAGUACCAGGAGCACCAAGGAGGCUCUGGCAGACGAGAGGCCACGCGCCUGCUGACCGAGAGGCAGAUCAAGAAACAUGGCAACCACCACCGCUGCCACGGGAGGAUGCGGCACGGCCGUCGUAGCCACGGUCAGAAUGGAUACCACAGCCGACAUCACGCCUAUCACAGCAGGCAAAGGAACAGGCGUCAGUCCAACAUGGAGAGAGAGGUGGCUGACGAGCAGACUGCAGAACCGGACCUCACGUCUACGAAGAAGAGACGGUCCUACUCCAAGUGUAGAGACUGCAUAGCCCGGGUGCAACGAUUCCUUGUGACCAGGCUGGGAGAAGACUGGAUCUUUCUAGUUCUGCUGGGCAUCACAAUGGCGCUGGUCAGCUGGACAAUGGACUACGCUAGCGCAAAGAGCCUGCAAGCCUAUAAGUGGAUUCAUGGGGAGCUGAGGGGGAACAUCCCUCUGCAGUAUCUGGCCUGGGUUUCAUACCCCCUGAUGUUCAUCCUUUUUGCUUCCAUCUUCUGUCACCUGGUUUCCCCUCAAGCUAUCGGUUCUGGUAUCCCAGAGUUGAAGACCAUCCUCAGAGGUGUGGUGUUAAAAGAAUAUUUAACUCUUAAAGCUUUUAUUGCUAAAGUCAUCGGUUUGACUGCUGCCUUGGGUAGUGGCAUGCCUGUAGGCAAAGAGGGCCCUUUUGUUCACAUUGCCAGUAUCUGUGCUGCAGUUCUCAGCAGGUUUAUGUCAUUCUUUUCAGGAGUUUAUCAGAAUCCAUACUGUUACACAGACAUCCUGACGGUGGGCUGUGCUGUCGGGGUGGGCUGCUGCUUUGGUACUCCACUUGGAGGUGUUCUCUUCAGUAUAGAAGUCACGUCCACAUACUUUGCUGUAAGAAACUACUGGAGAGGAUACUUUGCUGCUACGUUUAGUGCUUUCAUAUUCAGAGUGUUGUCUGUGUUCAACAAAGAUGCAGUAACAAUCACUGCUCUGUUCAGGACAAACUUUCGCAUGGAUUUUCCUUUUGACCUGCAGGAGCUGCCCGCAUUCGCCAUAAUUGGGAUCUCGUGUGGUUUUCUUGGGGCGUUCUUUGUGUAUCUCAACAGACAAGUGGUGCUGUUCAUGAGACGACCCAAUGCCAUGACCCGCUUCCUCGUUAAGCACCGUCUGGUUUUUCCUGCUGUGGUAACUCUGAUCAUCGCCACCUUGACCUUCCCACCUGGAUUCGGACAGUUCAUGGCAGGAGAGCUUUGUUUUUCUUUCUGUUUCUGUCUUCUUCAUUUUCUCCAGCUGAUGCCAAGGGAGUGUAUCAAUUCUCUCUUUGAUAACUUUACCUGGACGAAGAUUUCCGGAUCCUCUCCUCCAGUCGGUCUGGGGCGCUCUGCUGCCUGGCUGCAUCCUGAUGUUAGCGUGUUUGUCAUCCUGCUGCUCUUCCUCAUCAUGAAGUUCUGGAUGUCAGCAGUGGCCACCACCAUGCCCAUCCCGUCUGGAGCCUUCAUGCCGGUCUUCAUCCUGGGCGCGGCCUUCGGCAGGUUGGUGGGCGAGGUCAUGGCCACGUUGUUUCCCAAUGGGAUCGUGUUUGAUGGCAUCCUUUACCGCAUCAUCCCUGGAGGGUACGCAGUCAUUGGAGCAGCAGCACUGACUGGUGCGGUGACUCACACAGUGUCCACUGCGGUUAUCUGCUUUGAGCUGACAGGACAGAUCUCUCACAUCCUGCCCAUGAUGGUGGCAGUGAUCCUGGCCAACAUGGUGGCCCAGGGUCUGCAGCCCUCCCUGUACGACUCCAUCAUCCAGGUCAAGAAGCUGCCGUAUCUGCCAGAGCUUGGCUUCGGACACAUGAGCCAAUACAACAUCUUUGUGGAAGACAUCAUGGUGCGGAAGGUGAAGUUUGUAUCGUCUCAGUCCACCUACAGAGAAGUCCAACUGUUGCUGGAAUCCUCCUCACUCAAAUCAAUCCCACUGGUUGACUCUAAAGAUUCUAUGAUCCUGUUGGGCAGCAUCGACAGGUUGGAGCUUUUGGCCCUCUGUGAUUGGUGGUUGUCACCGGAGAGAAGGCUCCUGAUGCAGGGUCGGAGCUUACACGAACAGAACCAGUCUCAUAAACAUAGCUGGGAGUCGUUUGCUUAUGUCGAUGAGGAGGAAGACGAGGGAGCAGAGAAGCAGACCAGUCCAGUGCAGGAGGAGAGGAACGGCCCCCUGCCUCCUCCAAAGCCCCAGGAGCCUUCUUCAAACCACACUGCUCCUGCUCCAGAGAAAGGUCCUCUGCAGUCUGUGAGGAAAACACUCCGAACCCUCUUCAGCUCCAAGAACGGACAGACAGAAGGACAGUCCCAGGAGCCUUUUCCACCUCCCCUCUCAGACACAAUGACACCAGAAGAGAUCCAAGCGUGGGAAGAGGCAGAGAUGGACAAGCCCAUGGAAAUCGAUGAGAUACGAAUCGACCCUUCCCCCUUCCAGCUGGUGGAGAGAACGUCGUUACACAAGACUCACACCUUGUUCUCACUGCUGGGACUAAGUCACGCUUACGUGACCAGUAUCGGCAAACUGGUGGGGGUGGUGGCUCUCAAAGAGCUCCAGAAGGCCAUCGAGGGCUCCACGCGCUCCGGCGUCCGUCUCCGCCCUCCGCUCGCCAGCUUUCGGGACAUAAGUAACCACAACUCUGUCUCCAAACCUCCGCCUCCUUCAGCAGCUGCUCCUUCCUCUACAACCCCAGCCUCCCCCCCCUCACCUUCAACUGCCCCACAGUCCGCCUCCCCCGCUCACCUGCAUCACCACCACCACCACCACCAUCGCAUUCUUUACAAGAAUGAAACGGAGGUGUGGGUGGAGGACGAAGGCGGAGCAGAGGAGGUGGAGGAGCGGAGCAGCAGCAGCGCAGGAAGCGGAGGUGGCAGCAGCACAGGCGUCUGCUGCUCCACCAGCAGGAGCUGCAGCUUCAACAGCAACCUCACCCUCCCCCCCUCUUCCACACCUCCUCCUGUUCCUUCCUCCGCCACUCCUUCUCCUCCGUCCUCCUCCAUCCAUCUCUCCACCCUGAAGCCCCUACAGGAACUGCUUAAGCCGGGUGACAGUGAUGAUGAGCCCAUGGUUUAGAUUAGACCUGAGCAGUAGAUGUUUUUUAUAAUGGAAGACUUUUUUAACGGCGUGAGUUUCUUCUGUGUCUAAUUUGUUGUUCUGGUUGUUCACACCUUUACCUCUUUCUGUCACAGCUUUGCAAAAAACCUGUUAAAGCAGACAGUGUGUGUUUGAGGCUGUGACAAGGCUGAUGCAGAAUAUGCUGUUGUUGUGUGGAGGACAGUUCAUCCCACUGUUUCCACUCAGUGUGUCCUGUUUUUCUAUGUGCGUGUUUUUUCCUCUGAUUCACUCUCUUCUCAAACACUGUCUCAUGUAGCGUCAUCGGAAUUGACAACUUCCUCCAAGAUGUUUUUUUUUGUCAGUGUAGACAGCAUCCAGAUCAGUGUUACUGCAACCAAAGCGUCAGCCCACAGUAUAAAAGCUGAAGGGGUUCAUUCAUAAUUUCAUCGUUACUGUUUGACCUUUGGAUUUUCCUUAAUUAGACAGAGGAGUCCUUUAGUGAGGUCGUUGAGAUCUUUUAUCUUGAUCCAAAUUCAGGAGUCAUUUGCCUGCUAUCGUUUCUGUGCGUCAGAGCUUGAUUGGAUGUUAAUUGCUCCCUUGUGUUACGCACCUGUGCAGCAUCAUUUGCAUUGGUUUUGUUUCUCCUCUUGUUUUCUUUGUCCGUUUGCUGCAGUAUUUUGCAUCAUCGUUGUCUUUUUUUUAAACAGAAUACUCAAGGUUAAGGAGCAAUAUGAAUAAAUGCUGGCUAAAUAAGAGGUGCAGCUUUGAAGGCUGUUUGGGAGCUUGUGUGUUUCCUCAUUGUUUGUGUUUUCAGCAGCUGACAGCAGCUUGUUUCCUGGCAGGAUGGAGCUGUUAGUCCACUGUAGAGAAUUGACCAGAGCCCCAAACGACCUCCAAAGCGCGCUGACCUUGUGUCGGCUGCCUCGUCACCGUUAGCUUGAUAGAUGGUCCAGCUAAAGGCUGCUAAUAACAGCAUCGAUCCUGGAAAUGCUGAAUUUAUUCAUUUAGAGAGAAUUCACACAUGACUAGUGAUGAUCACAGCCAUUCACCAAGAGAGGCAGCAGAAUCCUUACAUCUCACUUGAUUAAUGCAGUGACUGACAUUCAUCAUAGUGAACGUCAGCUGAUGUGCUGUCACGUUACAUUUGGUCCUAGAUGGAGAUGAUCUGUGCCAAGUAACACAUGAAUUAUCCUAAUGAAUGACCCAGCAUCAGGGCUGUUUGAUUACUGUGGCAGAGUCCAGGUUCAGCCAGAGCUUAAAGAUCAGACUCACAAAGACUUCAUUGUUCUAGUUAAUACUUCAACAAUGGAUCGCCUUCUUCCAUCUCACAGCUCAGACUCAGCCAUAACAGAACUGGAUGCACUGACCUUGUUCUGCAGAGUCACUUCUAACUGUGUUCAGUGUGUGAUGGCACCUUUCCUCACGUUUAUCACACAUUUCUUUCCUCGUCGUCUCCUACACUCAGUUUCUCAGGUGCUGCCUUAAAUGUCUUUAAACAUGCAGAUAUGAUGCAAACCUUCAGAAUUAAUGUGUGUGUCUUUCUUAAGGGGUGGAGUGUGACUGUUCUAUUUAUUUAUCCUCAAGUAGGACUCUAAUGUUUCCCACACUGUAUAAAAUGUAGCUAAAUAAAGUUUUAUGUAAGUAGAA